Molecule: messenger RNA, 1104 nt
Organism: Lathyrus sativus (Indian pea)
Lineage: Eukaryota; Viridiplantae; Streptophyta; Magnoliopsida; Fabales; Fabaceae
Source: the annotation of a GenBank genome assembly
AUGGCUCUUCAUAUAAACAGUGGAUGUUUUACCAUAAUGGGUCACUCUAGAAUUCAAAGAAUAAGAGCUGUUGCUUCAGAUGGAUCUUCAACUCUUAAGACAGUUGAAGACAAGGUGAAAUUGGGCGGCUCUGAUUUGAAGGUGACUACAAUUGGAAUUGGUGCUUGGUCAUGGGGUGAUACUACUUACUGGAACAAUUUUCAGUGGAAUGAUAGGAAUGAGAAGGCUGCUAAAGAGGCUUUCGAUGCAAGUAUUGAUGGUGGUUUAACCUUUUUCGACACUGCUGAAGUUUAUGGCUCUGGGCUUGCUUUCGGAGCCAUAAAUUCAGAGACACUUCUUGGAAGAUUUCUUAGAGAAAGAAAAGAAAGGGAUCCAAAUGUUGAUGUUGCAGUUGCAACCAAGUUUGCUGCACUGCCAUGGAGAUUAGGCCGUCAAAGUGUUAUCAGUGCACUUAAGGAUUCCCUCGGUCGACUUGGAAUGACUUCGGUGGAUGUGUAUCAGCUUCAUUGGCCGGGAGUAUGGGGAAAUGAAGGGUAUAUUGAUGGUCUAGGUGAUGCUGUUGAAAAGGGACUUGUAAAGGCUGUUGGUGUUUCAAACUAUAGUGAAAAACGACUCCGAGAGGCUUACAAAAGACUAAAGAAGAGAGGUAUUCCGUUGGCCUCAAACCAAGUAAACUACAGCCUUAUCUAUAGGACCCCUGAAGAAAAUGGCGUGAAGGCUAGCUGCGAUGAACUGGGGAUUUCAUUGAUCGCCUAUUCUCCAAUAGCUCAAGGUGUUCUAACCGGAAAGUAUACUCCUGAAAAGCCCCCAAGUGGACCUCGAGGCCGAAUUUAUACUCCAGAAUUCCUUACAACGCUCAAACCUUUGCUGAACAAGAUCGCCGAAAUAGGAGACAAGUACAACAAAACUUCUACUCAGGUAUCACUGAACUGGCUUGUAGCUCAAGGCAAUGUUAUACCGAUUCCUGGUGCUAAGACAGCAGAGCAAGCUGAAGAAUUUAAAGGUGCACUUGGGUGGAGAUUGGACAAUGAUGAAGUAGCUGAGUUACGAAGUUUGGCCUCCAAAAUUAAGCCUGUUAUUGGUUUUCCAGUUGAAAAACUCUGA